Patiria miniata (bat star) is the source of this 896-nucleotide messenger RNA. Its product is annotated as ras-related protein Rab-20-like. NCBI's taxonomy places the organism in Eukaryota, Metazoa, Echinodermata, Asteroidea, Valvatida, Asterinidae. The transcript has 4 exons. Bases 162 to 833 code for a protein of 223 amino acids. Gene Ontology annotation, molecular function: GTPase activity; GTP binding. The record is from RefSeq and is a predicted model, not a curated record.
AUGAGCAUUUUUAUCAACAAGCUGCAAUAUGCUGUGCGAACGUGAGGGGGAAGUAAAUUUUAAUGAAUUUUAGUCUUGAAUAUGACCGCAAAUGGUUGUAUAUAUGAUGCUUUAGUGUUGCUGGUUGUCGAGGCUCACGGAAGAUAGGCUGGUUGGUCGUAAUGUCUGCUGUAUCGGAGAAAAGAAGAGCGGACAUAAAAGUUGUCAUCAUCGGUGAUGCGUUUGUCGGCAAAACCACCUUCAUCCGAAGGUACCUGGAGAGAACGUUCUCUGAGAAUUUAGGGACUGUUGGUGCUGCUUUCUUUCUCAAGCAUUGGCACGACUGUAAUAUAGCGAUAUGGGACACUGCUGGAGAGGAGAGAUUUUCCGGUCUGAGUUCCUUCUAUUGUCGCGACGCUUCAGCUGCCAUUGUUGCUUUCGACCUCUGUAACCAACGUUCGUUUGAUCUCCUCUCCGAGCGCUACCUGCCGCUUCUCGACGCCGCCAAAGAGGACUGCCUCUUGUGCGUAACGGGCAUGAAACUGGACCUUGUUAAAGACAAAGCCCGCGUCGACCGGCAUCAAGCGGAGAAAUUCGCGAUGCAAGUGAAUGGCGCGCGGUACAAAGACGCGACCGAAUCGGAGGUUCGAAAGCCCUAUUUUGAGACCAGCUCGUUGACUGGUGAAAAUGUGGACAAGGUUUUUGAAUUUAUCUUCUCAACACUUUUACCACUUGGGGAAGACGGGAGUAUUCAGCACAAGGCCAGCCAGCAGAGCCGGGGAGUUGUGCAUGUAGAUGCGGACGAUCAGUUAGGCAACACCCAAUCAGGCAGAUCAAGAAGUUGCUGUAAAUGAGACUUUUUUGUUUCUGAUUUUUAAACAUACUUUCAUUGUCGAAAUUGGUUUGAUUUUGUUAAC